AGGACAGAGCACACUGAGCUCCACACCAUGGCUCCCACUGUCACCAUGCUCCUCUUCGUGCUUCACAUCCUCACUGCUUUGGUGCUGCAGUCGGCCUCAGAACCAGUUCUCUCUGAGAGACGUCCACACCUCACUAGCUGUGCUUCCCCAGACAUGAUGACUUUCCGCUGCAGAUGGAAUGUUGGCCCUUUCCAGAAUCUCUCUGAUCCCAGAGCUCUCCGCUUAUUCUACUUUAGACAUGUACCCCCUCCUCUGUCUUCUAAAAAUUGGACUGAAUGUCCUCACUACAGCACUGAGACGCCAAACGAGUGCUUUUUCGAUCAGAACCACACCUCGAUCUGGACAUAUUACAACGUCCAGCUCCGCUCCAGGGAUGAGACCAUCCUCUAUGAUGAGAAGGGUUUCUUUGUUAAUGACAUUGUCCAACCGGAUCCUCCUGUCAGCCUGAACUGGACGCUGCUGAAUGUGAGUUUGACUGGCAUUCACUAUGACAUACUGUUGAGCUGGAAGCCUCCUCCAUCUUCAGAUGUGGAGACAGGGUGGAUGAAGCUGCAGUAUGAAGUUCAGCACCGAGACAACAGCUCCAGUGUGUGGGAAAUGGUUGACCCUGUUUCGAGUACACAGUGCUCCCUUUACGGGCUUCAAACUAACAUCAAUCAUGAGAUCCGUGUUCGGUGCAAAAUGCUCGGUGGGAAAGAGUUUGGAGAAUUCAGCGAAUCUGUCUUCAUUCACAUCCCAUCAAAAGUUUCAAGAUUCCCCGUUGUGGCUUUGCUCAUCUUUGGUGCCUUGUGUUUAGUGGGCAUCCUGAUGUUGGUUAUCAUAUCACAGCAAGAAAAGUGGAUGGUUAUCCUUUUGCCUCCUGUUCCUGGACCCAAAAUUAAAGGAAUUGACUCUGAACUACUCAAGAGUGGGAAGCUUAGGGAGUUGACAUCAAUCCUGGGCGGUCCUCCUGAUUUGAGGCCGGAGCUCUACAACUCCGACCCCUGGGUGGAAUUCAUCGAUCUGGACAUUGAAGAGCAAAGCGACAGAGUGACAGACCUGGACACUGACUGUCUCAUGAACCACCACCUGUCUUCUAACUGCUCCCCACUAUCACUUGGCUUCAGAGAUGACGAUUCAGGUCGCGCUAGCUGCUGCGAUCCAGAUCUCCCAUGCGACCCAGAACCAUCACCUUUCCUUCCUCUGGUCCCAAAUCUUGCCCUCAGUCAGGAGACAUUAUGUGCAGCAACCUCUGAGCCAAGCUCCCCCAUCCAAAGCUGCAACUCUGGGGAGCUUCCUUCAUUCGUCACGGGCAGAGACACUCUGUACACCCAGGUGACUGAGGUGAGGUCAUCGGGCAAGGUGUUGCUCUUACCUGAGGAACAGACCGAGAGGGAGAAAAUGUCUAGUAAAGAGAAGGAGGACGAAAUUGUGGUAGAGAAAGAGAAGAAAGAGUUUCAGCUCCUCGUGAUGAAUGCAGAUCACAGAGACUACACUUCAGAGCUCAAUGCAGGAAAAACAAGCCCAGAAUUAUCCACAGGGGACCUGACUGAACCCUGUAAAACAUUUCCAUCACCUCACCAUGAAUCAAACACCACCACGCCCCCACCAAUCCCUGCUCCUGUCUACACUGUGGUCGAAGGUGUUGAUAGACAGAACAGUCUCUUACUGUCACCAAAUUCAGCACCAGCCCCACAUCUGAUAAUUCCAAAGAACAUGCCGACACCAGACGGCUACCUGACCGCUGACCUUCUGGGAAGUAUCACGCCGUAAUUCAGUGUCUAAGUGUGCAAAUUAAAAAUCUGACUGUUGACUGCAUCCUUUGACAGAGUUUUGUAAAGGACCUGGACAAAAAAUGUGUUUUACUCUGAUUGUG
Messenger RNA from Oreochromis niloticus (Nile tilapia), 1855 nucleotides. RefSeq names its product growth hormone receptor b (gene ghrb). Gene Ontology annotation, cellular component: external side of plasma membrane. Gene Ontology annotation, biological process: cytokine-mediated signaling pathway. The record is from RefSeq and is marked provisional. Gene Ontology annotation, molecular function: cytokine receptor activity; protein binding. NCBI's taxonomy places the organism in Eukaryota, Metazoa, Chordata, Actinopteri, Cichliformes, Cichlidae.